AUGGUGGUAGACAUUGCAGCCCUCCAACAGCGGCGUUCCUGGUUGUGUACCAUGGAGGACAGCAAAGACAAGUUUAUUGCGGAUCUUAUCAGCCACCUCACGGACCUCAGUGACAAUCUCGCAACGGAGCGGGGCGAGGUAGAGAACGAGAAGCGACUCGUCGCUGCAUUCAAGGAAGACCUGAGCAUUGCCAGAAAAGAAAUUGAGGGGUUUCAACGCGCACAGCGUAAGCUGAACUAUGUGUCUGUUCUGGUUGAUGGGGAUGGUAUGAAUUUUCUCGAAGAACUUAUCCGAGAUGCAAGCAACGGGGGUCGCGAAGCUGCCCGGCGCCUAAUCCAGUCCGUUGAAGGACAUGUUCAGAAGGUUGACCCGAAAACCGAUCCGAAUGCUUCCUACAAGAUACGCGUGUAUGCAAACGUGCAGGGGUUGACGAAGGUAUAUCGUGACGCAAACAUCCUCAGGGAAGACCAGGACCUCGGCCCAUUUAUCCAAGGGUUUAACAUGGAGCGUACCUUGUGUGAUUUUGUGGACGCAGGCAAUGGAAAGGAAUGUGCUGAUGCAAAACUCCAAGGUUAG
This is a messenger RNA of Aspergillus calidoustus, 576 nucleotides long. The record is from the annotation of a GenBank genome assembly. Lineage: Eukaryota; Fungi; Ascomycota; Eurotiomycetes; Eurotiales; Aspergillaceae.